CCCUCCCCGUUUGAAGCAGAAGUCUCUUGUUUUCCCUCAACAGCCAUCCUGGACGACGGGCAUCGUCGAGGCCACCAGGAAAGUUGGAUUUACGUGACAGGACAUUCUCCAAGCAGGAGGAGGCCGACAGUGAGGCAAAGCCAUCUUGUUUGUCCAUUGUAAACCAGCAGAGAACCCACGAGCAUGGUUGGCAUUUAGAGCACUGCUAAUGAGGCUUGGACUGUUUGAAGGCCAUCAAGAGGCUUGAGGGCUACCUGUGAGUACAACCUGCUCCACCCAUAACUGAACAGGACCACUCCAGCCCCACUACUCUGACUCCUGUGCAAAAGAGCUCUCACACUUGUUGCCAAAAUGCCUAUUUUGAAGCAGCUGGUGACAAAUUCCGCCAACUCCAAACGCCGCUCUCGGGCCGACCUUACGGCAGAGAUGAUCAGCGCUCCCCUUGGCGACUUCCGCCACACCAUGCACGUGGGGCGGGCUGGUGAUGCUUUUGGGGACACCUCCUUCCUCAACAGCAAGGCUGGGGAGGGGGAACAGGAGGCCGCCGAGGAGACAAGUUCCUCAUCCAAACCAGGCCUGCUGUCACGCAAGUUCCGCAGCAGCAAGCGGUCUCAGUCCGUCACCCGGGGCGACCGGCGGGAUAUGCUGGGCUCUCUGCGGGACUCUGCCAUUUUUGUGAAGAAUGCCGUCUCCCUCCCUCAGCUUACUGAGAAGGAGACGGACAGGAGUGGCGGGAAGCAACUGCCCAAGAGCCUUUCCUCCAGCCCUGUCAAGAAAGCCCCUGAGGAGAAGACGCCUGAAGAGAAGCACAUGAACGGUGCGGCAGCCGCUCUUAGCUCUGGGCCCCACAGCCCUGGCUUGGAAGAGCGGGCCUUUGGUGACAUAACGGACCUGCCCUUGGUGGUGCCCAAGGGCAGCUACGGCAUGAAGCACGCAGAGUCCAUCAUGUCUUUCCAUAUUGAUCUGGGGCCUUCCAUGUUGGGGGAUGUCUUGAGCAUCAUGGAUAAGGACCCAUGGGAGCAAGAGGAUUCUGGUUAUCAUGGUGCAGAGGACCCCCAGAGGGAGGGAGGCCCUGCGGAGGCAUUGACAGGCCACUGGCUUGGCCAGGAAAGCAAACUGCCCCAGGAUUCCUUGGUUCAGUCGGAUGACAACAGAGCAACAACCUACAGCCCUGGUUCUGCCCGGAGCAUUACCAGUCGCCUGACAAUGGACAGCAGCUCCAUUUCGAGUGGCACCUCUGUGGGAGAGGAACAGCGUACUUUAGUCUCCAGGGGACAGAACCAGGGUGUUCCAGAGCAUACGAGGCAGGACACUGCUAAACAGCCGGAAAAGGAAUUCUCCUUCAUGGAUGAGGAAGACGACGAGAUAAGAGUAUAAGAAAGGUGACUGGAACCUUUACACUUGGCUUGGCUCAAGAAG
Messenger RNA from Lacerta agilis (Sand lizard), 1419 nucleotides. It is a transcript of the gene CDC42EP4, whose product is annotated as CDC42 effector protein 4. The transcript has 3 exons. The record is from RefSeq and is a predicted model, not a curated record. The coding region runs from base 352 to 1377 and encodes 341 amino acids. Lineage: Eukaryota; Metazoa; Chordata; Lepidosauria; Squamata; Lacertidae.